Pristis pectinata (smalltooth sawfish) is the source of this 2320-nucleotide messenger RNA. RefSeq names its product homeobox protein Hox-A7. Gene Ontology annotation, molecular function: RNA polymerase II cis-regulatory region sequence-specific DNA binding; DNA-binding transcription factor activity, RNA polymerase II-specific. Gene Ontology annotation, cellular component: nucleus. The coding region runs from base 122 to 748 and encodes 208 amino acids. The transcript has 2 exons. Gene Ontology annotation, biological process: anterior/posterior pattern specification; regulation of transcription by RNA polymerase II. Lineage: Eukaryota; Metazoa; Chordata; Chondrichthyes; Rhinopristiformes; Pristidae. The record is from RefSeq and is a predicted model, not a curated record.
AAGUCGGGCCGAAGGAAAAUGGGUGUUUGGUGUAAAUCGGGGGUGUAAUGCUGCCAUAUAUCACGCUAUCUCGUAAAACCGACACUGAAGAGUCUCGGCCAACAAAUCACCAGACAAAAUUAUGAGUUCGUCGUAUUAUGUGAAUGCUCUUUUUCCCAAAUAUACGGCGGGGACAUCCGUUUUCCAGAACACGAGUGGCUUUACAGAAGCAACUUCUUGCGCUUUUGCAGCGAACUCACAAAGAUCGAGCUAUGGAGCGAGCGCGAGCGCCUUCCCAACCCCGAUGGCCGGGCUGUACAAUGUUAACAGUGCAAUCUAUCACGGCCCUUCCAUGUACAACACAGGUUAUAACCUAAAUUCAGAUUCCUACAACCUGCGCUGCUCUGCUUUAGACCAGAACAUUCCAGUACUUUGCAGCGAUCUGAGCAAACAGGGUUGCGAAAAAUUGGAUCAGACAAACGUGCAUCCUCAAGCAGAGAGCAAUUUCCGGAUUUACCCCUGGAUGAGGAAUGCAGGGCCGGACAGAAAGCGAGGACGGCAGACCUACACCCGCUAUCAAACCCUGGAACUGGAGAAAGAAUUUCACUUUAACCGCUAUCUGACUCGCAGGCGACGGAUCGAAAUUGCUCACGCCCUGUGCCUCACUGAGAGGCAGAUCAAAAUCUGGUUCCAGAACAGGAGGAUGAAAUGGAAAAAGGAAACCAAAGCUGGGAGCUCUAGCACCACAACCGAGGAAAAACAGGAAUGAAACGUCCAGCUGCAGCUUGAACUGUGCGAAUGUACAAAGCUGUUUCCCAACAGCUAACAAUGACAUUUAACUACCUAGCCACAAUCGUGGACUAUUAGAAAGAUGCUGUGCAUUGGCACUCAUGAUACUACCUAUAUGUUUCAAUAGUCUUCUGAAAUAAAUAAUAAAUGUACUUUCUCUGAUUUGGUUUUAAUAAAACAAAAUCCAAAAUUUUGAUCGGCAUUAGUAAAAUGGGUUCAGAAUAAGUUCUUUCGGUACUAAAGUGAAAGUCAAUGGAUUUAGACCCUUUGCCCGGUCGUCAUAUAUUUUCCCUAGCUAAUCUGAAAAUCUCUUAUUGCAAUAAAACACAGAAGGGAGCACAAUUCUGAACCUCUGCACUCUACUUAUAUAAGGGAAUGGGACUCCGACUCUGGGUCUCAGAUAGUGGAGAGAUAGGAACAAUAUGAGCCGAAAAAAAACCAAACUGUAGCCAUUGUUGUAUUUAAGUCACUUCUAAGAUAUAUCUCAUGCACUGAGCUAUUUAUCAAACUUAUUUUAUCUUCAUUAGUUUGCAUUCUAAACAUAUUUUAAAAUAUUUCUGCAUACCAUUCACAAAAUGAGAACGUUGUGACUUUAGGAGCUCAUUUCCGAUCCAAUCAGAAACCAAGUAUACGAGCCACCCUGUCAUGUAUUACAAGAACUGAUUAGAAAACUAACUCAUGAGUAAAAUAGUUUGUUUCUGCUCAAAUCCUCAUUUUUCACUAUAUUGUUUAUUGUGUUCCGAGUAUGUCUUUUAUUUCACAUAUGUACCGUCCCCACUAAGGGUAUAAAACAAUGUUUUGUUUUCACUUGGCAAUUAAAUGUAACUACCUAAACCACAAUAGUGGACAUCUUGCACGUUUAUGGAAACUACCUAAAUGUUUUAAUUUAAAAUUCGUUUCUAGACAGAGAAUGUUGUUCUGGAGUCUUGACUUUUCACCCUUCUUAUAACAGUACCAUAAUAUGAGAGUAAAAUAGUGAAAUAUAUUCCGAUAUGUGUGUAUUUUAAUGAGGUGCGUAUGUAGUCACUUUAUAACAGGAAAAUAGUGAAUACUACCUAGAUGCCCGUUUACGUUUAACGCAAAUGGAAUCCUUCCGCAAUAUGCUUCAAUACUAUGCUGUAAAAAGCAAAAUAGUUGCAUUAGGAGGCAGAAAUUGCAUUACUACUUUUUGAUGGGUGUCAUUAAAAUAUGUACUUACUAAAGAUUUCAAUAAACCUUGUAUUAUUGAAUGAUGUAAUCGUGUUUCUUUAAGUGUUGUAUCAGUUGUCUUAGACAUGUGUACUGUGUAAAUUAUAAAAAAAUCUAAUAACCAAAUGUAAUAAUAGAAAACCCGAACUGCAUCGUCAGCUGAAUAUAUUGUGGUUCCAUAUUCGGUGUGGUAUCUGUCAAUCGAAAGUUUGCUUUGUAAUCUGUGUAUGUGUUGUUCAAUAAUAACCGAUGUUAAAGGUUUAAGGUGCAAUCUAUUUAAAAUAUAUAUAUUCGUUCUCGACAUGUAUACUUUGAAUGGAAACUGUGUAAGAAAGCAAAACUCAAAAACAUUAAACGGUGCUUG